UCCAGUUAAUUAAAAACUUAACUAUUGUACAUUAAUUCAGAUAUAGAAGAAUCGACUAAUAUUGGUGUAACAUGUGAACCAUUCAACAUUUUGAUCCGUUGUCUUCAACUAAAUCAAUAAUAAUCUACUGACCAAUAACUUUUUUCAUAUAAAUCUCUUCAAGUGUGGAAUAGGAUGAUUUAAUAUAUUGCAGAUUCAAGCUGCUCAACCAUCCACUUUUUCCCAUUUUCAUCAAAAGAUCCAUUUUGUUUAAGUUUUUUCUCUUUCUCAAUAGAGGGCUUUUAUCCCUUGCAAAAUCAUCAGUAAGUGGGCAGGAUUUUCCUAGAAUUCCCGACCAGUCCAGCUCUCAGUCUGGAAGCUCAACGCCCCUGAGCAAAGAGCAAAAGUCCAACUCCUGGCCUGCACCAGACACCAGUCUGGAUCGAUGCCUCUAGAGGAACAAGUAAAGAACAAGAAACGCCGACUUUAAGACUUUUGGACAGUUGAGACUAGAAAAUGUCUUUAGCCGUCUCACUGCUCCUCGUGGCUCUGUGUGCUGGCGGAGGGUACGGCGAGGAGGGAACGCAGGCUCAGAAAGCUGGCCAUGUUUCUGUGGUCGUAGUCGGAGGAACUGGAGACCUGGCGAGGAAAUAUUUGUGGCAGGGAUUCUUUCAGCUGUAUGUGAGCCAGGUCAGUGGCGGAAACACCUUUUCUUUCUACGGGGGAGGCUUGUCCCCGUCUGAACAGGCCACACCGGUCCUCUUUGAGAUCCUGAAGGCGGUCACCUGCUCCAAGGACGUUUCUGAGGACCGCUGCGCCAUCCUGAAGGAUCAGUUCCUCCGGCUCUCGCAGUAUCGUCAGCUGAAGACUCUGGAGGACUACCAGGAGCUGGCCCGGCACAUCGAGCAGCAGCUCCAGCAGGAGGGAAUGACGGAGGCCGGGCGCCUCUUUUACCUCUCGGUCCCGGCUUUCGCGUACGCAGGUGUUGCGGAGAAGAUCAACAGCAGCUGCAGGCCGGCCGGCGGGACUUGGCUGAGGGUCGUCCUCGAGAAACCGUUCGGACACGACUACCGCAGCGCUCAGGUGUUGGCGACCGAGCUUCUGGGUGCAUUGAAGGAUGAAGAGAUGUACAGAAUCGACCACUACUUAGGGAAGCAGGUGGUGUCAAAGAUACUUCCAUUCAGGAUAGAGAACAGAAAGUUUUUGGAGCCCAUCUGGAACAGGCAUCACAUUGAGAGGAUAGAGAUCGUUUUAAAGGAGACUCUGGAUGUUAAAGGUCGGAUUUCCUUCUACGACGAGUACGGAGUGAUCCGAGAUGUCCUGCAGAACCACCUGACCGAGGUCAUGACCCUGCUGACCAUGAAGCUUCCUGCCAAUGUGAGCAACAGUGGAGAAGUUCUUCGAAACAAGCGGGAGGUCCUCAGCUCCAUGCUGCCGUUGGGAAAGAAUCAGGCGGUCGUCGGACAGUACCAGAACUACAAAACCGAGGUCCAGCAGGAGCUGAAUAAAACCAAAGAGCACGUCAGUCUGACAUCAACAUUUGCAGCCGUUCUGGCCCACAUCAAGGAUGCGCAGUACGAAGGCGUUCCUGUUCUUCUGAUCUCUGGGAAGAUGCUAGACGAACGCGUCGGGUACGCGCGCGUCCUCUUCAAGAACGACGUCUUCUGCCUUCAGAGCCAGAACAACGUCCACUGCAAACCCAAACAGAUAGUUUUCUACUUUGGCCACGGCAGUCUCAAAUAUCCAGCGGUUCUGGUCAGCAAGAACUUAUUCAAACCAGCUCUGAAAGGCGGCGAGUGGAAGGAAGUGACGGAGCACAAAGACGUCGACGUUUUGGGUUUGCACAUUUCCGAUUACUUUGUGCAAACUCCGACAACAGAAAGGGAAGCGUACGCAGAGCUCAUCCAUCACAUUUUUGCUGGACAGAAGAAUAAUUUUGUCAGCACUGAAAACCUGCUGGCCUCCUGGGAAGUCUGGACUCCGCUCCUCAGCGCCCUCAGGGCCUCCUUCCCUCGGAUUUACCCCGGCGGCGCCGACAACGGAGACAUGCUGGACAUCCAUCUGAGGGGGAAGGAAAUCCGCUUCAACAGCGAGGCCGUCAUCAUCAGCCCGGAUCAGGCGGGAGGGCCGUCGGCCAGCAGCUUCCAGGUGAUGCAAGGGAAGUUUCGCAGCGCUGAGAUGGUGUCCGCCUGGUCGGAGGAGCUGGUGGAGCGGCUGGCCGUGGAUAUGCAGGAAGCAGCUGAGGCAGCCGUGCGGGAAGGCGGGGUCUUCCACCUGGCGCUCUCUGGGGGGUCCACUCCGCUCGCUCUGUUCCACAGGCUGGUCCUGCACCACUUCUCCUUCCCCUGGAGAGACACGCACGUCUGGAUGGUGGACGAGCGCUGCGUCCCGCUGACUGAGGCCGAUUCCAACUUCCACAGCAUGCACGAACACCUGCUGCAACAUGUGAGGAUACCGUACUACAACAUCCACCCCAUGCCGGUGCAGCUCAACCAGCGGCUCUGCGUGGAGGAGGACGGAGGAGCCCAGCUGUACGAGAAGGAGAUCAACAAACUCGUUAACGUCUCCAGCUUUCACUUUGUGCUGCUGGGCGUCGGAUACGACGGCCACACCGCUUCCCUGUUCCCCGGCGGGAAGCUGAACGAGACGGGAGGAAGUCUGGUGGCUCUCACAGAGAGCCCCAUCAAGCCCCAUCAGAGAAUGAGCCUCACCUUUAGCGCCAUCAACCGAGCUCGCACCGUCGCUCUGUUGGUGAUGGGCAAAGGCAAACAUGAGCUGGUCACCCAGCUGAGCCGAGUUAAGGACAACCUGGAGAAAUAUCCCGUCACCUGGGUGAAGCCAGAUAAUGGAAGGCUAGUUUGGUAUAUAGAUUAUGACGCACUUUUAGGAUAGGCGAUUAUGCAACGUAAAAACACAAACGCCAAGUAUUUUCAAACUGUUUUCUAAUGUAAAAUAUCUUUGUGCACCAGAAAUAAGACGAAAUUAACUUUUCAGCAAUAAAUCGGAGGUUGUUUUAAAUAAAUAAUUCCUAUUGAUGAAAAAGGUGGAAUAAGACAUUUUUCCUUUUUCAACAAAAUAAAAGGAAAUACAGACUUUAAAUACUCACAUGUAAAACCAAUCUUAUCUUAAAACUGGGAUGCACCUCUGUCUGCUAUCGUUCUGAAAAGUUACUUGUAAGUUAGUCUUGCCUUAUCUCAAGUGUGCUAAGAUAUCAGCAUUAGAAACUAGAUCAAAAAAACUUAGUGAGAUUUUGUGUUUUUGAAAUGUGUUUUUCAUAUGUUCAAUCAGAGAAUGCAGCUGCUUUAAUGGAGGUGGUGGUUAGGAAGCAACACCAAGGUGACCAGGAACUUCAGGUUUUUGCUUUAACUAUAAAUCACAUUUACUAAACAUUUCCUUGUUUGAGCUCAGGACAACACAGCUCCAGUCACAAGUUUAUGCUACAUCUUCUAAUUACCUAUUUUAAACAUUCUUUUGAUUGAUUUUGGGAUUUUAAAAAAUUGUACAAUUGUACAUACCGGCUCAAAUAUAUACAUACACCACGACUAUUAUUUGAAGUGAAGCCUCUUAGAAAGUUACAGAGAAACCACUUUCUGCAACCACGAAAUGGGCUGGAUGAUCAAUCUACCUGUAUUUGACACUAAAACACAUUUAAAUCAGUUGAUGUAAUGACACAGACCUGGCUUUCAAGCCUAGUUUAACCUUUCAUUCAGGCUUGGAGGCAUUCGAGCAGCUUACUGUUGGUUUCAUUAUCUAUUUCAUAAUCAGAUUUAAUGUCUUUUAUGGUCUGUUUACAUCCAAUUAUGUCCAAAUUUCAGCCAUUGUUAAACUGAGGUGAAGUGGUUGAAUCUGCAGGUUGUUCUGCUUCUACUUUGAGCUGUACUCAAAUACCGCUAUCAUUGAAACAAACCCUUAGUAUGACGCUGUCACCGCCGUGCUUCACAGUCGCUACUGUGUUCUCCAUCAUCAAACAUUCUUCUUGUUUUAUGGCCAAAUACCCGUCUCUGUUUUCUCCAGAGGUUUCCUGAUUGGAGUUGAAAAUUUCACUAAUUCCUGUAGGAUUAAGUUUCAGAUUCUGCAUUGAUACUAAAUGGUGUCAGUUAAUUAUAGACGUGAGCCUUGAUUGCUCCUGAAUUUUCUGACCAAUUUUCUUUCCUCUGAGGCUGACAAUUUUCCCCAGUUCCUAACAAAAACAAACUUUCUGGAGCUGCAAAACCAACAGCUCUUACUAUAUAAGUCGUAUU
Messenger RNA from Poecilia reticulata (guppy), 4220 nucleotides. RefSeq names its product hexose-6-phosphate dehydrogenase (glucose 1-dehydrogenase) (gene h6pd). Gene Ontology annotation, biological process: glucose metabolic process; pentose-phosphate shunt; pentose-phosphate shunt, oxidative branch. The record is from RefSeq and is a predicted model, not a curated record. Gene Ontology annotation, cellular component: endoplasmic reticulum. Gene Ontology annotation, molecular function: 6-phosphogluconolactonase activity; glucose-6-phosphate dehydrogenase activity; NADP binding. NCBI's taxonomy places the organism in Eukaryota, Metazoa, Chordata, Actinopteri, Cyprinodontiformes, Poeciliidae.